AUAUCUUCAGCAGCUCGUUACGGCGCAGGGCGCGCGCAACCGCGAGCUCGAGCAGGAGCUCAAGUCGUAUCGCGGCGCUAACGCCAACUCCAGCUCAAACUCAAACUCCGCCUCCAACGUCAACGCCAACGCCAACGGCAGCCCAUCAGAUUCCUCCUCUGAACAAAACCAAAACUCGAGUAACGCGGGCGGAAAACUGUCGAUGCGUAAACAUCGGCUGGCGAGUCAUGCGGAGGAGGAAGAUGAGGAUGAGGAGAUGAUGCUGCAUGAUGAGUAUCAGGGUAACUCGGAGUCUGCUUCUGGCUCCAGUGCUUCCAACGCCAACAACUCCAACUCCAACUCCAACUCCAAUGCUAAUACCAAUUCCAAAUCUACCUCCAACGGCACCGGCAACGGGAAAGGAAACACCAAGAAAUCGUUCCGUUCCGGUGCUAGACUGCCUAGUAUGCCCGAAGGAGGAGAAGGUGAAGGUGAAGGCGACGACGCUGAUGAAGAUGGAGAUGGCGAAGAUGGGUUCAUGGAUAUGGGGAUGGGGAUGG
This is a messenger RNA of Psilocybe cubensis, 539 nucleotides long. RefSeq lists its product as uncharacterized. The transcript has a single exon. The record is from RefSeq and is a predicted model, not a curated record. NCBI's taxonomy places the organism in Eukaryota, Fungi, Basidiomycota, Agaricomycetes, Agaricales, Agrocybaceae. The annotation marks the transcript as partial.